ACACUUCUCUGCAUAUAUUUGCUUCUCCGUUUCUCAUUUCUCAACUCUCAAACUCAAAUCACUUCCUUUGUCUCAGUGACUCUAGUCUAUCUCCAAUGGCUGAACGAGUCUAUCCCGCCGAUUCACCACCACAAAGCGGACAAUUCUCCGGCAACUUCAGCUCCGGCGAAUUCCCCAAAAAACCAGCACCACCACCAUCAACAUACGUAAUCCAAGUCCCAAAAGAUCAAAUCUACCGUAUACCACCGCCGGAAAACGCACACCGCUUUGAACAACUCUCUCGUAAAAAAACCAACCGCAGUAACUGUAGAUGCUGCUUCUGCUCAUUCCUCGCCGCGGUUUUCAUCUUAAUCGUCCUCGCCGGAAUAUCCUUCGCGGUUCUCUACCUAAUCUACCGUCCCGAAGCUCCUAAAUACUCCAUCGAAGGAUUCUCUGUUUCCGGUAUCAAUCUGAAUUCAACAUCUCCGAUUUCGCCGAGUUUUAACGUUACCGUUAGAUCACGUAACGGUAACGGUAAAAUCGGGGUUUACUACGAGAAAGAAAGCUCUGUUGAUGUGUAUUACAACGACGUUGAUAUAAGUAACGGUGUUAUGCCGGUGUUUUAUCAGCCGGCGAAGAAUGUAACGGUCGUUAAGUUGGUUUUAAGUGGUUCUAAAAUACAGUUGACUAGUGGUAUGAGGAAGGAGAUGCGUAAUGAGGUGAGUAAGAAAACGGUGCCGUUUAAGUUGAAGAUUAAAGCUCCGGUGAAGAUUAAGUUUGGUUCUGUUAAGACGUGGACUAUGAUUGUUAAUGUUGACUGUGAUGUAACGGUGGAUAAAUUGACGGCGCCGUCGAGGAUUGUGUCGAGAAAAUGCAGUCAUGACGUGGAUCUUUGGUGAUGAAUUUGCUCUUUGUUUUUUUUUUUUAAAGAAGAAAAUAAGAAAAGAAAUGAGUACAGAGGAUGUUUUUGGAUUUGUAGGAUUUUUUUUUUAUAAAUUAUAAUGUUGACUUUGCAUUUUUUAUUUUGGGAUGUUUUUUUUGAUGAGAACAUAUAAUGUUGUGAAUUUGUGAUUGGCCGGAACAUUUCCAAUUUGAACCUUAUUUUAUGUAAGUUGAAAACUUCUUUUUUGUACAGUUCACAUUUUGAAGGAGUAGUUUGCUGUUGAGAGAAUAAUAAAGUUGGUUUUCAACUUUAUAUAAUAAGAGGUUUUCAGUCAUUGGACAACCUCUGAAACCAU
Arabidopsis thaliana (thale cress) is the source of this 1217-nucleotide messenger RNA. Its product is annotated as Late embryogenesis abundant (LEA) hydroxyproline-rich glycoprotein family. The record is from RefSeq and is marked reviewed. Gene Ontology annotation, cellular component: plasma membrane. The transcript has a single exon. Lineage: Eukaryota; Viridiplantae; Streptophyta; Magnoliopsida; Brassicales; Brassicaceae. The coding region runs from base 96 to 878 and encodes 260 amino acids. Gene Ontology annotation, biological process: defense response to other organism.